Aspergillus chevalieri is the source of this 1176-nucleotide messenger RNA. Its product is annotated as putative MFS transporter. The coding region runs from base 1 to 1176 and encodes 391 amino acids. Gene Ontology annotation, biological process: transmembrane transport. Lineage: Eukaryota; Fungi; Ascomycota; Eurotiomycetes; Eurotiales; Aspergillaceae. Gene Ontology annotation, cellular component: membrane. The record is from RefSeq and is a predicted model, not a curated record. The transcript has a single exon. Gene Ontology annotation, molecular function: transmembrane transporter activity.
AUGCUGGGAAAGAAAUUCGGGCCAGCGAGGGUUUUGCCAAUCCUCAUGUUCACCUUUGGCUCGUUCACACUGUUAUCUGCCGCGGCAUACAACUUUGGCGGCCUCUUUGCUAUCCGCUGGUUUCUGGGAAUGGCUGAAUCGGCUUUCCUACCACUUGUCAUUUACUAUCUCACCACGUUCUACCGACGAGGCGAGCUGGCGCGACGACUAGCGAUAUUUUACGCAGCAUCAAACAUCGCCAAUGCAUUUUCCGGUCUCAUCGCAUUCGGUGUCUUCCAAAUCAAAAACUCCAAUAUUCCCAACUGGCGAUACCUCUUCAUCAUCGAGGGCGGCGUGACAGUUCUCCUCGCCAUCUUCGCAUACUGGUAUCUUCCUCGCAGCGCAGCCGAGGCAAAGUUUCUCUCCGAGGAGGAGAAAGCGUUGGCCUUCCAUCGCAUCCAAGUCGAUUCCAGUACAGUCGUCAAUGAGCCGUUUCGCUUCCGCGAUGCGAUCCGCAUCUUUCUCCAUCCUAGCACUUAUGUCUUUCUGUGUUUGGAAAUCUGCACAGGUGUUCCCAUCCAAGCUGUCAACUUGUUCCUGCCUCAGAUCGUGCAGCGACUGGGUUUUUCAACCGUCAAGACGAACCUGUACACCGUCGCGCCCAAUGUAACCGGUGCCGUGAUGUGCGUAAUUCUCGCCUUUGCGUCUGACUUCACUCGUCUUCGCUCCCCGUUCAUCGCGCUGGCUUACCUCCUUACUUUCUCCGGGUUUAUGAUUUACGCCUCCAUCGACAACGUGCACACGCAGCUGCAUCUCGCCUACUUUGCCACCUUCAUGAUGACAUGGGGCACUUCCGCGCCGUCCGUCCUGCUAAGCACAUGGUACAACAACAACAUCGCGCACGAAGGCCGCCGUGUCCUUCUCACCAGUAUCGGCGUUCCACUUGCGAACCUAAUGGGCCUGGUCAGUAGUAAUGUCUUCCGCAGCGAAGACAAGCCCAAAUAUCUCCCAGCGUUGAUUACGGUGGGAGUGUUUGGUGCGACGGGCGCAAUCCUCGCAGGUCUCCUGGGAGGCUAUAUGUGGAUGGAUAACGUGAGAAGGGAUCGGAGGGACGGAGUGAAGGCUCGGGCGAUUGAUGUGCCUACGGAGAGGCUGAGGGAUGGGCCAGCAGCGGCUGAAUUUCGGUGGUUCUUGUAG